AUGACAGCAAGUCAUUCAAUACCAGUACUUAUGCGUGUACUUUCGGCAUCAUUAACAUUAGCAAAACGAGCUGGUCAAUUAAUAAAAGAUGUACAAAUGUCUGGUAGUCUUGAUAUUGUUGAUAAAGUACUGUAGGUCUUUUUCUAUUUUAUUAUUUCAUUUUUUUUU
Molecule: messenger RNA, 168 nt
Organism: Rotaria sp. Silwood1
Lineage: Eukaryota; Metazoa; Rotifera; Eurotatoria; Philodinida; Philodinidae
Source: the annotation of a GenBank genome assembly